AUAGCAUACACACCCCUAUUGGAGAGGUGCACGAUGGAUCCGCCACCGCUCUAAUCUCUCGAGUCUGAUGCAUUGUCCGCAUGUGUGACGACGUCAUUCCAGCAUUUCCAUGGCGAGCAUCAAGACGAUCUUUAGCGGCCUGCAGAGUCCUCCGCAGGGGGUAGGCGACGUCAAGACCGCCAUCCACCCGCGCGACGCGUCGGGGUUCUUGAGCGCGUCCACCUUUAGCUGGUGCAACCGCCUCAUCUCCGUCGGGAACGAGCGGCAGCUGGCUCCGUCCGACAUCUGGGAGCUCCAAGACUCGAACAAGGUUGGUCCGCUGCUUCAGCAGUACCUGGCCGUGUACCAUGCCAAACACCGGGGACUGCUCCGGGCGUUCUUCUCCAUCUACAAGUGGAAGCUGGUCGUGAUCGCGGUCAUGCAGGUCGUGUCUUCUGGGUGCGACCUCUUCGGCCCUGCGUACGUGCUGCCCCAGGUCAUCCUCACCGUCUCCACCAGCAACUGGACGCGCGGGGUCGUCCUCGUCGUGGCGCUGUUCUUUGUGCAGAUGCUGAGCUCGUUGCUCAAGUCUCACAUGAACUUCAUGAGCGAAGUGAUCGGCAUCCAGUUCACUGCGUGCCUUCGGUCCAUGUUGUUCGAGAAAGCGCUCAAGUUGAGCUCCAAGGCCCGCAAGGACAAGACGGCGGGGGAUAUCGCCAACUUGUUUUCCGUGGACGUGGUCAACGUGAUGGGGCUGUCGGCGAACAUGAACAUGGCGUGGAUCGUGCCGAUUCAGGUGGGUGUGACACUGUACCUGAUCCAGCAGCAGGUCGGGUGGGCCAUCUGGGCCGGGUUCCUCGCGCUCUUCUCGAUCCUCAUGCUGUCUGGCGGCGUCGGCGUGUUCGCGGGGAAGGCGCAGCGGAUGAUCCUGACCUGCAAAGACAACCGGAUGAAAGUCAUCAACGAACUGUUCGGAGCGAUCCAGAUUGUCAAGUUGCAUGCGUGGGAGGAGAAGUUGACGGCGUCUGUGACAGAGUUACGGCGGAAGGAACUGGAUGCGCUGUGGUUGUUUGUCAAGACCAUCCUCGUGCUUAUCACGAGUGUGCACACUGCGCCCGUGCUCAUCACAGUCGUGGUCUUUGCAACAUAUGCCAUGUGGAUGGGCCAGCUCUUGACUGUGACCAUCGUCUUUACCACUUUAGCCCUGUUUGAGAACCUCCAGGCAGCGUUUACAGCCCUCCCGAUGGUGUUUGUAGCUACAAUCCAGGCUCUUGUGUCUGUGAAACGCAUCACGUUUGUGCUGGAUAUGCACGAGACGAACCCGGAUAACCUCGUCGAUGGUGUCGUGGAGGAUGUGCACCAACCGGUGGUGAUUCGCAUCUCGGAUGGGGAGUUUGGAUGGGAAAAGGAAUCCCCUCUGUUUAAGAACCUCCAGUGGUCAAUCCGCCAAGGCGAGUUUGUGGUCGUGCAUGGAGCUGUGGGCAGUGGCAAGUCGUCGCUGUGUUCGAUCCUCCUUGGCGAAAUGGACAAGUAUGACGGAAAUGUGGUCGUGGCUGGCCGCGUGGCUUAUGUUGGUCAGCAAUCUUGGAUCCAGAAUGCAACCAUUCGACACAAUAUUCUAUUUGGAAGGCCAUAUGAUCACGUGCGGUACCGAAAGGUGCUGGAUGCAUGUGCGUUGUCGGCGGAUCUAAGCAACUUGCCCGCGAACGACCGCACUGAGAUCGGGCUCAGGGGCGUCACCUUGUCUGGGGGGCAGAAGGCGCGGGUGAGCUUGGCGCGGGCGUGUUAUGCGGAUGCGGACAUUUAUAUCUUGGACGCGCCGCUGUCGGCCGUGGAUGCGAUCGUCGCCAAUGAAAUCUUCACCAAGUGCUUCCAGAACUUGCUCAAACACAAGACGGUGGUGCUGGCGACGCACAACCCCGACAUCAUCCACUCGUCUGCCAUCCACCGGUCAUUCCACAUUCAAGACGGGAGUCUCGUGGAAGACAGACCGGUGAACGCCAUGCGGCUGCCACACCUGUCGAUGAUGUCGUCCCCAACGCCCAGCCGCGACGGGUUCUGGGACGGUGACGAAGACGUGUCCAUCAUACUUGGACGACCCGUGUGCGACACGGUGAUGCCGUCGAUGCUGUUGACGCCUCGUCGCCGGAUGUCUGCCGCCGGUCAAAAUGGGCAGAACGUGCUCACGGUGGACGAAGACCGCGCGUGUGGCCGCGUGUCCCAGGCCGUCGUGACUUCGUACAUGUCUGCGAUAGGGGGCUGGCCGGCCGUGGCGGCGAUGGUCGGCAUGAGCCUAGUCACAGAAGCCGUCCGGCUCAGCAAGGAUCUAUGGCUCACGGGCUGGACCAACCAAAGCAACUCCACGUCGUCCAGUCAAGACAUCAAGGUCGAGACCCGCUACAACAUGACCAUCUAUGCAGUGCUCGUGCUGGCCACUUGUACUGCCAUGAUCGCCCAGUUCGGCACAGUGCUCGUAGUGGGGCUCCGAGGCUCGAAGCGUCUCUUUGAGCGCAUGUGGACGGGACUCAUGGCUUCGCCCAUGCGUUUCUUCGAUACAAAUCCCAUCGGGCGUAUCCUGAAUCGAUGCGGGGACGAUGUAUUCCAGUGCGACCUCAUGCUGCCCAUGUCGAUGGCGCCGAUUCUGUCGCAGACUGCCGCGGCCGUGGGGAAGGUCGCUCUGAGUGUCGGGACGAUCCAGUGGAUGGCACUGGUCCUCCCGCCCCUUGUCUUCGUUUAUGUUAAGCUCGGGUCGUACUUUAUCGCACCUCUGCGCGAAGUGAACCGGAUCAAAAAAGUAACCCUGUCGCCACUGCUGACUCUUGUGAGCGAAGGUGUGGAUGGAGCUAUUGUCAUCCGCGCCUUUGGACUCGACUACCAGCGCCGAUUCUACCGCCUCCAUGACGUGGCAGUAGAAAACUACUCGGCGGCUUCGUUUGCCAGCGCGUCACUGAACCAGUGCUUUGCCCUCCGUGUCGCAGCUAUCUCCAACUCGAUCGUGCUUGUGAUACUCUUGGGGUGUGUCGUCAUGUCGUCGUCCAUUUCAGCGGGGAUUUUGGGUCUGAUUGUCUCAUAUGGACUCACGAUUCCGGCGAAUUUGGCCAAAUUGGUCAACUUGUGGGCCAACCUCGAGACCGCCCUCAUUGCCCCCGAACGUCUGCACGAAUAUGCGACACUGCCCAGCGAAGGCCGCCGCGACACCCCGUUUAAUUUGGCUUCGUGGCCCACCCACGGCCGGAUUACGUAUACAAACGUGAGCUUCCGGUACAAGCCAGACGACCCCCUCGUGCUCGAAAACGUGUCGUUUGAUGUGUCUGGAGGGGAAAAGAUUGGGAUUGUGGGCCGAACCGGUGCCGGCAAGUCCAGUUUGAUCAUGACGUUGUUUCGAAUCAAUGAUGUGGCAGCCGGAGAGAUCGCCAUCGACGGCGUGGACAUUGCAACCAUCGGCCUCAAGCAACUCCGGUCGUCUUUGGCCAUAAUUCCGCAAAACCCAGUGCUAUUUAAAGGUCCACUGCGGACUUAUAUGGAUCCAUUCCAUGACUUUACCGACGACCAACUGUGGGCCGUGCUGAAAAAGGUGCACCUCACCGACAGAAUCGUCGUCUCAGAUGCCAAACUCGAGCAAGAAGUCGACGAAAACGGAGAAAACUUCAGCGUGGGCGAGCGGCAGAUGCUGUGCCUGUCCAGAGCGCUGCUACAUAACGCCAAGAUCGUCAUGCUGGACGAAGCCACUGCAGCGAUAGACCACGCGACUGAUAAGGUGCUGCAAAAAGUCAUCCGGGAAGAGUUGAAGACCUCGACCGUGCUUACGAUUGCCCAUCGAUUGGAUACAGUGCUCGACUACGAUCGUAUUUUUGUGUUUGAACAAGGACAGCUCGUGCAGAACGACACCCCCGCGGUGCUAGCUACACAAGGCGGCAUCUUCUUUGACAUGAUCGCCCAAGGAGGAGGGUAUGCCCACCGGUUCGUUCAGUUGUAAUAGUAAAGGCGAAAACACACGAACAUUACCAUGG
Messenger RNA from Aphanomyces astaci, 3989 nucleotides. RefSeq lists its product as hypothetical. The transcript has a single exon. Gene Ontology annotation, molecular function: ATP binding; ATP hydrolysis activity; ABC-type transporter activity. Gene Ontology annotation, biological process: transmembrane transport. Lineage: Eukaryota; Oomycota; Saprolegniomycetes; Saprolegniales; Verrucalvaceae. The record is from RefSeq and is a predicted model, not a curated record. The coding region runs from base 110 to 3955 and encodes 1281 amino acids. Gene Ontology annotation, cellular component: membrane.